This is a messenger RNA of Macadamia integrifolia, 2262 nucleotides long. RefSeq names its product cysteine-rich receptor-like protein kinase 10. The transcript is spliced from 7 exons. The coding region runs from base 210 to 2192 and encodes 660 amino acids. Gene Ontology annotation, molecular function: protein kinase activity; ATP binding. Lineage: Eukaryota; Viridiplantae; Streptophyta; Magnoliopsida; Proteales; Proteaceae. The record is from RefSeq and is a predicted model, not a curated record. Gene Ontology annotation, biological process: protein phosphorylation.
CCCUCGAGGGACUGAGUCCUAAGUAAUGGGUCUCGUUUCGCGGAAAAUAAGAGAAGAAAUCCAAAGCGACUACGUAGUCUUCCAUCCAUAUACUUCGCGACACGAGUCACGACGACCACUCUGUUCUUUGGACUCCAAUUGAACCAUAUCUAUAGAUACCCUUCAUUUAAAGGACAUGGCUAGAAGAUGGACACUAUUGAAACACAGAGAUGAACUCUAUGAGUUCUUGUUUGAGCUUGAGCUUGAGUUUGAGUUUGCUCUGCACCUUAUCAUCGAUUCUUAUUAAUUUGGGGCUCUGCCUCGCCACCCCCAUUUCAAAAUCCACUUUCAUUGAUACUUACUGCACAGCCACACGACUUUAUUAUGCUAACGCAACCAACAUUCCAGUUGGAGCAAACGCCAACCUCCUCCUCUCUUAUCUAUCUUCUAAUGCUUCUUUAUCCAUCAAUAAUGGAUUCUACAACUCCACGGCUGGCCAAAAUGGAGAUGAAGUCUAUGGUUUAUUCCUCUGCAGAGGCGAUGUUGAACACAACAUUUGCCAAAAUUGCGUUGAAGCCGCGGUUGUAAAGAUCAAGCAACUCUGCGCAAUUAACCAACAAGGCAUUAUAUGGUAUGAAGAAUGUAUGCUGAAGUAUAUCUAUUAUCACCGGGUUUUUAAUUGGCCGUCUCCCCGAGCUUAUAGAUGGGAGAGCAGAUAUAUUUUCAGCCUAAAUCCAAAUGGGUUUUUUCAGAAAUUGUCUAAUUUGAUGGACAGCCUUGCAACAUUGGCUAUCAACAACUCUGUUUCUUCCUCUAGAAUCAAAUAUUUCGCAACUGGAGAAGCAAAUUUUACAAGGUUUCACAAGAUAUAUGGGCUGUUGCAGUGUACUCCUGAUAUUACUCCAAGUGAUUGUUACUCAUGCUUGAGAAAUGCUAUUUAUCAGAUUUCCGUUGUGUUCAAUGGGAGUUCAGGUUUGAGUGCUUAUUUUCUCAACUGUUUUGCAAGGUAUAGUGAUCAUCCUUUCUAUAAACUGAAUUCCUCUGCAUCAGCUCCUUCCUCAAUCAGAAAAAGGAAGAAUUCAUUUUGGAUUAUUUUUAUUAUUGCUGCUCCUGUGGUUAUUACAGUGAUACUUUUUCUUAUCCUUUUUUACUUCAUACAAAAGACAAAGCAAAAGUCAGAAGAUUAUGAUCUAGAUGAGAUUACUAGUGGGGAUACUUUGCAAUAUGACUUCAGUACAAUAAAAGAUGCCACUGAUGACUUCUCUGAUGUAAAUAAGCUGGGUGCUGGUGGAUUUGGUGCUGUUUACAAGGGUAGGCUUUCAAAUGGACAUGAGGUAGCUGUGAAAAGACUCUCUAGAAAUUCUACGCAAGGUGAAGUGGAAUUCGAGAAUGAGGUUGCAUUAGUAGCCAAGCUGCAACACAGGAAUCUUGUUAGAUUGCUAGGCUUCUGCUUGGAAGGAAAACUAUUGAUCUAUGAGUUUGUCCCCAACAAAAGUCUUGAUUACUUCUUAUUUGACUCAUUCAAACGUGCAGAAUUGAAUUGGGAGAGGCGCUGUAAAAUCAUAGAAGGGAUUGCACGAGGUCUUCUUUAUCUUCAUGAAGAUUCUCAAUUCAAAAUUAUUCAUCGCGAUCUUAAGCCUGGCAAUAUUUUACUUGAUGCCAAAAUGAACCCAAAGAUUUCGGACUUCGGUUUGGCAAAACUAGUUGUAAUGGAUCAAACUCGAGAGAAUACGAAAAACAUUGCCGGUACCAUUGGAUAUAUGGCUCCAGAGUAUGCUAUAAAGGGUCGAUUUUCUGUGAAGUCUGAUGUUUAUAGCUUUGGAGUUAUUUUGCUUGAGAUAUUAAGUGCAAAAAGAGUUAACAAUUUCUACCGUGGGGAAGAUUCUCAAAACCUCCUUGAAUAUGCCUGGAGACUCUGGCAAGAAGGCAAAGGUUUGGAGUUUCUAGACCCUUUGUUGAGAGACUCAUGUCCAACAACUGAGGUUAUGAGAUGCAUCCUUGUAGGGCUUUUGUGUGUUCAAGGAGAUGCUGAAUGUAGACCCACCAUGUCAUCUGUGAUUUGGAUGUUGAAGCAAACACUUGACACACUCCCUCAGCCUGGAGAACCUGCAGUUUUUAUGGGGAGAACAAGACUUCAAGGAAACGGGACUCCUUUGGGUUCAAAAGUCCAUUCAGUAAUCGAGGUCAUUCUUUCUGGUUUUUCAACCCGAUAAGGAAUUCGUAGGGUGUAGUUUGUAGCUCUAACUUGCAAUUUAAUGGUUGUAAAUGUGCAUGGUAUUUCGU